Molecule: messenger RNA, 2717 nt
Organism: Oncorhynchus nerka (sockeye salmon)
Lineage: Eukaryota; Metazoa; Chordata; Actinopteri; Salmoniformes; Salmonidae
Product: transmembrane protein 88B-like
Exons: 3
Coding region: 830-1510 (226 amino acids)
Cellular component (GO): plasma membrane
Molecular function (GO): PDZ domain binding
Source: RefSeq, a predicted model, not a curated record
CACCAGGGAGGUGCGUAGGACAGCCUCAUGUCUCGCUGAUAGAAUCUACAGGGAUUAUUAAUCAAGCCCUCCAUGUCCUAUCUGUCGGUUAACAGUACCAGAGCCUGUACAGGUAACACUGCCAACAAGCAGUCUAUGUCCAAGAGAUGGGUGAGUGCUGCUUUGCCUGGCUUUGGUCUUCUGAUGCUGCAUCACUGAGGGAUUUGUGCUUAUAUGAUGCCGCUGUUACCAAGGCUUUGGGUAAACAAGGAUAAUUAACAUAGGGAUGCAAUAAUGCAUUACAUGAGAGUAAGUGUAUGAUGCUCCAAGUAAACUUGGAUAAAAUUAUUUGUUUUAAAGUUGAAAAAAAAAACGUUAAUCGGAUUCAGCUAAAAGAGAAGAGGACAGGCAAGAAGAGCCUUCUAAGCUAUCAAAAGGAACAUCAAAUUCGACAUACCAAAAGGAACAUCAUAUUCAACAUUUAAACAGGCAAAUAGUAAUAGGGUUUAUGGUAUGGUCUGCUCAUCCUGUUAUCUCAUUUUCACUCCACCGCUUGCAUGUGAAGUCACUAAUGUUGAAGAGGACAGUGCGCCGUGUCCAAUUGUGCUGAGGUGGACUCUCUCUCCCUCUCCCUCUCCCUCUCCCUCUCUCUCUCUCUCUCUCUCUCCCUCUCUCUCUCUCUCUCUCUCUCUCUCUCUCUCUCUCUCUCUCUAUCUCUCACUCAAACACUAACAUAGAACACAUACUCACAGCAUGCACUCUGCGCACCGCUCUGAUCUAUACACACUCGAACGCAGCACGCAAGCAUCGCUGUGCUACUGUCUUGGAAAAGGCAAAAGGUGCGCAUCCUAUGAAGCGCUGUUUUGUUUGUUUUUACUGUUCUCAGCAAACGAGGAAAUAUCAUCUUAUUCUGACAUACUCUGGAGUUUGGAAGCACCUGCUCCUGUUCUGGGGUCAACAAUUUAAAAGGAGACUUCUGAGGCAUAGCGACAGAGACACCAGAGCGAGGAUGUGUGGGGUGGACGUGGACCUGGAUGAGGGGGGCUCAGGUGACGAGGAGAAGGAGCAGGAGUUCUGGGUGGGGGAGGGGGUGAAGAUGCUGCCCCCUCCCCUGGCCCACAGUGAGGGCAGCGCGUGGGGCAGCCGCCGGGGCAGGUGUGGCUGUGUGGCGUGCGGGGUGGGGCUGCUGUUGUGGAACGUGGGCGUGGUCCUGGUGUGUGUCCUGGUCCUGAUGGCCGUGUUCACCCUGGUCCUGCUGCCCGCCUCGCUGCUGCUCUACGUCGGCUUCCUCUGCCACUCACGGGUCCUAGACUCCCACUCUCCUUUCUGCCGUUACCUCGACGACAACAGUUGCUCCGCCCUUAUUAUCCUGGGCUUCGUGAUGAUGUCACCGCUGGUGGUGGUCGCGGCAGCCAUCUUCUGUGGGCUGCUCCGGAGGCUGCGGCUCCUCCUGCUGUUUCAGCCAAUCACACGUGCCUGGUACCGUGGACCGGGCUUGGACUGGGGAGGCGACGUCCGUGCUUGGGUCUGAUUGGACCAACACUCUAAUAAACCAGUUGUCUAAAAGUUUAAUAGGUCAACGGUCAAGAGAGAAUCCAGUCCUGGAGAAUCACUGUGUCACCUAAUGUAUUUAGUGUCCUAAUAAACUGUAGUGAAUGUCAUACAAUCAAAUGGAUAUAACGGGAACCAGUACAAUUAUUUAAAAACAGAGCUUGACAUGUUAACAAGGCAGUGGUUAGGGGACUAUUGCUAGUCAGAGAGGAGACAGUGGAGGUAAUGGUGGGAUAUACUAGCAGCUGUUCUCUGUGAAUUUGUAUGUAUAUUUCUAUUUUUCUGUUAACAUAUAGUUGUGAACAUGAUGUAGCAGAUAAAUGAAACAGUAUUGCAUAAACUGUCACUGAAAUGUCUAGAAUGGAAGGAAAAUAUGUUUACAAACUUACUUCAUUUGACAGAUGUUGUUCAUUCUAUUGAUUUCAUUAUUUUCACCAUCUGGGUUAAAGGUCAAUUCUGUCACUUUUCAACCUCAUAUUCAUUAUCUUCAGCACCAAACCAGUAUCUAAAUCAAAUAUAAUUGUAUUGGUUGCAUACACAUAUUUAUCAGAUGUCAUUGCGUGUGUAUCAAAAAGAUCCAACAGUGCUGUAAUAGUGUGAGUGUGUCUGAUUAAUGAUGAGUGAGAAAGUUACACGCACAAAUAUCAUACACCUCAAAAAUGAUAACUUCCCCUGUUAUAGUAAUUGUGAGAGGUUAGCAUGUCUUGGGGGUAUGAUAUUUGUGAGUCUGUCACUUUCUCACUCAUCAUUAUUCAGACACACACUUUAAGUAUUAAUGGUGAUAAGAGGGAGGGUUCCAGUACAGUGGGUCUGCAGUGGCAUGAUUCACUCUGCCUGGAAUAAUGUUUGAUAGUCAUCUUCAGACUCCUCAUUAAACUUCAAACUCUCCAACUUUAGAUGUACUGACAAGUACAUGCACUUAUUAAUUUUCCUCUGAUGUGGCCCAAUUAACUACGGUUUAAUGUGACCAAUUUUAACACUGAGUAGUUUAAUAGACUGUUCUCUUUUUUACACUCAGGGCUGUUACUGUAACACACACUGUUAAAAUAAAGUGCUUUGUAACGCUAAGACGAGUGGCAACUGAGCUGCCACCACCUUAAAGGAGACGAAACCUUAACUUUGCUGGAGUAUUGAAACACAUGGUUGUGAAGGUAUUGAGACAGAUUAAAGGUGUACUGAAAAAAUCA